UGGAACGCCCCUUAUUUGGGGUUAGAAAGGAUAAAGUAUCUGAGAGAGCAGAAGAAUGGAAAGGCUGUCUUUAACACAUUAGCAAACUGUAUUUUUAUUUUGCCAAAUGUGCUUGCAAAGACACAAAACAUUAGUCUUGGAAUAGACAGUUUGAAAAUGAGCAAGAAACCACCCAAUCGUCCAGGGAUCUCCUUUGAAGUUGGGUCCAGAGUUGAAGCUCAAGACUACCUUAAGAAAUGGUACCCGUCUCGCAUCGAGGAAGUGGACUUUGAGGAGGGGAAGAUGCUGGUCCACUUUGACAGGUGGAGCCAUCGCUACGACGAGUGGAUUCCGUGGGACAGUACUCGGCUGCGUCCACUGGAAAGAUCAGCAAUACGAAAGGAGGGCCUUAAAGAAGAUGAGGAGAUGACUGAAAGACUCAGCGAGAUGACAGCAUCUCGCCUCGGUGAGCUUCCUGGAAGUACAGAGAGUGCUGGGGACCAAUCAGACUUACCGCCACAGAGACAAGAGUUGAGAGAUGGAGAAGAGGUGCUCGCUCGAUGGACAGACUGUCGAUAUUACCCUGCUAAGAUAGAGUCAUUCAACAAGGACACUGGUACCUACACGGUGCAGUUCUACGACGGGGUUGUCCGCUGUGUGAAGAGGAUACAUAUCAAGUCCAUGCCAGAGGAUGCAAAAGGCCAGAAGGACUGGGUGGCGUUGGUAAAGGCCGCCUCGGCCGCCGCCAGGAACAGAGGCAAUAGUAAACCUCGGACCAGCGCCAACAGUAACAAAAACCGCGAUGAGGGCCGCGGAGAGCGCUCCGAGGAUGAAGACGCCGAGGACGACUUCGAUGACGACGAGCAGGAAGAGGAGAGCAACUCUGACAAACCUGGUGCUUGUGUUGAUUCUGCAGGAGAUCAGGAGGAGCAAAGGGAUGAGGAGGACAGCAGACACACCCCCGUCUCCAGCCCGGCCCCUACCAAGGGUGGGGCCAGGCGCUCCAAUCAUCAGUCUGUAGAGUCCACCAGCUCCACCCCCUCCCAACCCGUCUCUGCCCCCUCGUCAGCAGGAGAGGAGACCCAGUCGGGCACCGAGCCCCCCCUCCCCUCUCUCAGCUCCUCCACUGCACCCUCACUUCCUGCCCCCUCCAGCCCCUCCCCCUCCUUAAGAACGUCAGAGUCUGCACAGCAGAGACGACGCUCCCAGCGACUUGCGAGCACCCCAGUCGACGCACCCGGCGACCCCACUCCCAGCCCUGCACACGCCGACAACAGCCCCUCAUCCCCCGCCAAAGAGACACGCCCGACAGAGAUCGAUGCAUCUUCUACAGAGGGUGCAGUUCUGAACUGUGUGGAGAAGUCAGAUUCCAGCCUCCAUAACUACUGUGCAGGAAUGCCCUCCACACCCACUCCUCCAGCACCAGCCACAGGCCAGAACCAGCUGCCUGGUGGACCCCCCGCCAAUCAUGCUGGGGAGAAAUCUUCGCCACUAGCAGCAGCUCCCGGUUUGAAGACGGCAACCAUCAGGACUCCCAAAAUGAACAAACACACCAGAGAGCCAAUCAUGAGCACCCUGCGGUCUGAGGACCCCUCAUCCCCAGGUGACCUGGACAGCCAAUUCCAGUGUCAGGUGGCCGGUUGCUCAAAAGCCUUCCGCAAAGCCAAGCUUUUGGAAUACCACCUCAAAUACUACCACAACGCCGACAGAGAGACCCAUGACUUUGAGACGGGUUCCCCGGACAGGGUGGGCCGCACCCGGGCCACGUCCACCUCCCUGCCCCCAUCCUCCAACCCCCAGCUGGAGGUCCCUGACAGCAAAAGACGCCGCACUGUCUCCUCAUCCUCCUCUCUGUCUCCCCAGGCACAAGCCCUCCAGCUGGACUGUGUCAGAGCCGGCCGGACGGGAAGGAAGAAGCGCUCGUCAGCCUCCAUGAGCUCUGACAGCACUGAGGUGUCCCUUCCUCCCCCGCCCCGUGAUAGGAGCCUGGACAACCUCCACGAGAAGAUCCUAAAGAAGGUCAUCGACAAGGACAAGUACCCAGAAACAGGGUUCAUCAAAACUGAGAAGAAGGUCAAACUGGAGGAGAAGCCGCAGCAGCUAGGAAAGAAAAAGGAGAAGGACAGGGAGCGUAGGGACAGGAAGGACAAAGACCUGUUCAAACUCAAACAGAAGAAGAAGAAGAAGAAAAGGAAGAAAUCCAAGGAACACAGCUACACGGACUUCGACGGGAUGUCGCUCUCCUUCCUAGACAGGUCUUCAUCUCCCCUGCAUCGUUCUUCUGGCAGCGCGUUCACCUUCCUCACCUCCUCGUCGCCUUCCUCCUCUAAACACCACCAGUACCCACGCGCCAUCCUGUCUGUCGACCUGACCGGAGAGAACCUGUCGGACGUGGACUACCUAGAGGACUCGACCACAGAGAGCCUGCUGCUGAGUGGGGACGACCUCAGCCAGGAGGACCUGGCCAUGGAGGCCUUCCCUCCUGAGGAGCCGCAGGACAGCCAGGAGAUAGUCCGCUGUGUCUGCCAGAUGGAUGAGGAGAACGGCUUCAUGAUCCAGUGUGAGGAGUGUAUGUGCUGGCAGCACAGUGUCUGUAUGGGCCUCCUUGAGGACAGUAUCCCAGAACAGUACAUAUGUUACAUCUGCAGAGACCCCCCAGGCCAGAGGUGGAGUGCCAAAUACCUGCAUGACAGGGACUGGCUGACGAAGGGUCACAUGUUCGGACUGUCCUUCCUAUCAGAUAACUACUCCAAUCAGAACUGUCAGAAGAUAGUCUCCACCCAUCAGCUUCUGGCCGACGCCUACAGCCUCAAGACCCUGCUCCACGGCCUCACGCUCAAGAUGGACAUUCUGCAGAACAGACACAGCCCCAGCUUGCACUUCUGGGCGCGGUCUUGGGUAAACUCAGAUGAGGACCAGCCAAUGGGAGGGCUUCCUGACUGCCUGCACUUUCAGGAAGUCCUGGCAGACUCUGAGGACCAGAAUUGUCUCCCCGACACCUAUAUCACCAGCGAGCACAGCUACCAGAAGCCCCCUGGGACCCCCGGUGCAGCCACUGACCCCCCCAGGAUGGCUGCAGACCUUUUGGGCUGCAGCAGGGAGGAGGGCGAGGUGGGGAUGAGCCUGGAGCUCAAAACUGUCACACACUCUGUGGAACAAGGAGAGAGGGCAGCUGUGAUGUUGCCUGGUGCAGAUUCAGUAGAACAUGCCAGAAACUGCCUGCAGUGGCAAAUGAACCUGCUGACCCAUAUAGAAGAUGUCCAGAACCAGCUGGCCAGCAGGAUGGACCUAAUAGAGAAGGAGCUGGAUGUGUUGGAGAGUUGGCUCGACCUGUCAGGAGAGUUGGAACCCCCGGACCCCCUGGCACGGCUGCCACAGCUCAAACUACGCAUCAAGCAGCUGCUCUCUGACCUCGGCAAGGUUCAGCAGAUGAGCGCCCUCUGUUCUGUCUGACUGUCUGUGGGCACAGGGGGCCAGGCACCUGUAGCAUCACCUUCCUCUGGCCACAGGGCCCCCCAACCUUACGGCCACCACACCACCUCCACCCUACUCAUCCGCAACCUUGCGUGUUUGGCCCUGGACUGAUAGAGAUGGCCUCUGGACUGCCACCCUCCCCCCGCUCACCCUUGACAGCCGGCUGGCCUGCUGCACUAAGACUGAAAAAAAGUGUUUUAAAAGGGAGAGAGGAAAGACUCUUUGAAAGGAUGAAAGGUACCACUUAAAGACAGUGUUAUCCUGUAGAGCUCAGGACAUACCCGUCACUUUACCCACCAUGCUAGCCAGCACUUGUCAGCAGACCUGUUCACUAGUGAAUGGUCUGUUCUACCCAGCAGAAUCCGAGAAUUGCUUUUACCAGCUGUACAGUGACGGUAGACUGACAGGACAGAAGGACAUACGCUUUAGCAAGCAUGGUUUAUAACCCAGACUUGCUGGUUGAAGAUUGAUGACCUGACUGAGAGUCCAGUCAUCACCAGGUGGUGACUCUGUUGUGCCAAGGAAAAGCCAGGUUUACAGUGUUGUACCCCCACCCAACCUCUCCUAGGGGUAAACUAGAGGGACAAGCACCUGUGUUCACCUGUAUACACCUCUUUCAUUCUCUAGCCCGACCACUAAGCCCCCCUUCUUGAUCUUCUUCUCUACUCUUUCUCCUCCAUCUCCUGACAGCUACUCCCUUCCUCCUUACCCUCUGGCUGUUGGGUCAUGUGAUCUCAGCGGGGCCUCUGUAUGGCUGACUGGGUCAGCCAACUGCUAUGAAGUUGGGUUGUGCCCAAGUAAGCUAAAGCACAUGCUUCAUGUGUCACCAUUUUUUGGAAAUGUUUGUACAGUUUUUCAUAACUGUAAAGAUGAGGAAAUCUAAAAAGGCAUAAGAGGACAAAAUAUACUUGAAGAUGCCUGUUUAUUUAGCAUUUCUAUUAACAUGUAAAAAAUGUGUUUUAGAACCAAUAGGGUUAAAAACUUGAAGUUGAUUUUCAUUGACAUAUACAGCUGUACAUUCAGAGUUUAUUUAAGACUGUUCCUAUGUGAUUUACUACAUGUACAACUUCAAUAAAAUGAUAUUCUGGAUA
Hypomesus transpacificus is the source of this 4544-nucleotide messenger RNA. It is a transcript of the gene phf20l1, whose product is annotated as PHD finger protein 20 like 1. The record is from RefSeq and is a predicted model, not a curated record. NCBI's taxonomy places the organism in Eukaryota, Metazoa, Chordata, Actinopteri, Osmeriformes, Osmeridae. Gene Ontology annotation, cellular component: NSL complex; nucleus. The transcript is spliced from 23 exons. Gene Ontology annotation, biological process: regulation of transcription by RNA polymerase II. Bases 157 to 3432 code for a protein of 1091 amino acids.